AUGGACUCUAAUGAAACCAGCAAUUUAGUAUCUUUUUCUACUUCUAAUGGCUAAAUAUUUACUUGGGAUUACUCAUCUGCUAUGCAACCAAAGCUAUUAGACUCAACCUACGUUUCAAAUUAUGGUUCUUUGAAAUCAAUUUAAUUUUUAACUGAUAAUACUAUUUUAAUUUUAUCUGAAAGUAAUAUUCUAGCUUUUGAUGUACUUCACUCUUAGAUCUUGUAAACUUGGAAAUUUUAGAAACCUAAUUCUAAAAUGGUGAAUAAAUUUGUUUUCUCAUUAAAUGGGUUAUCUUUUCUGUUAUAUGAUUCAUGCUUUAAUGUUCUUGAUCAAAAUUUUAAAUUAAUUUUUAAAGACUGCUCUUUAAUUUUUGACGAUGAAAUUAUUUAAGCAUAGCUAGAUGUAUCUUUCUAUUUGGUGAUACAGAAAAGAUUUAGCAUAUAGGUAUUUAAAGUAGAUCUAAAUAAUCAAUAAUUAAUUUAAAAAGGAUAUUAUUAAAGCUUGAUUUAAAUUUAAAUUUGGAAGAUUAAAAGUUUCCCUUUAAACUAUUAAAUUGAUAAUAACAUUAUUUUUGAAUUAGCCAUUUUUUUUGCUGACAAGUCUUUUAUGAUAUUUACUGAGUAAUUAAACUUAAUAAUAAAAUUUUUAAAUAUACCUCUUUCUUAGGGUAUAGAUAUUAGCUUUGUAUAUGAUGAUCCAUAUGAUAAUCUCUAUGUAAUAGGAGGACUAAGUAGCUCUAAAUCAGCCUUGAAAUACACAGCUUAUGCAGUAUUUAAAAAUUAAUCUUAAAUUUUUUAUGUUUUUGGUUAAAGUGGAUUGAAUAAAAUAUUUCCUGUCUACAAAUACCUAAAUAAUAAUAAUCAAAUUUAGUAUGGAUUUAAAUCUAGCUUAGUUUUGAGUUUUUUAACUGCAAUCUAAAAUUUCAGUUUUAAUGUUUAAAAUAAUGAUAACUUUAUGAAUUAGAUAGCUAUUUCAUAAUAGGUUUACAUGAGUACAUUUUAGAUGAUUAAGUAAUAAGAAUUUUUUACUUAUGGAGAUAGUAAUGGUUUAAUGACUAUAGAUGCUACUAAAAAAUAGUACUAUUAGAAAGUAUAUGAGUUAGACUCAAUUUUGAUAUAAAAUAAUGACUUCAUUUAAAAGGUUUAUUAAAGUUUGUAACUUCAAAAAUAUUUUAUCAUCAAAUCUAAUAUCAUGGUAUAUAAUCUAUUGACAAAUGAGUUUAUAGAAUAAAUAAACUUUGAAAAUUCUUCCAAUUCAGCUAUCAAAUUCUUCAAAAUUACAGAUUCAUAAUCAAUUAUUUGCCUGAAAGGUAAUUAACUUUUAGUUAAAAGUUAUUUGACAAACAAAGUUUAUACUUAUAGCAGUAUGUCUUAUGUUACAAGCUAUUUAUUAAAUAAUAGCCUCAUUUACUUAUAUGGAUCAAGUAUUACUAUUCUUGACCUUUAAUUGACAGAAUAUAAAAAAUUAAUUAAUGAUGCUGAUAGUUCUAAUUUUUAAUUUUGCUAGAUAAACUCUAUGGUUUUAGUUUGCAAACAAGAAUCUUCUCUAAUGAAAAUAUUUAACUAAACUGACCUCUAAGUUAUUAGCUCUUUUAAUUAGAUAUUAAUUAGCAGCUUCUACUUAUUCUAGGUUGAUGAUUAUUAACAAAUAAUAAUUUUAUUUGCUGAAAAUAUUGAAGUUUAUGAUUUCAAUGGAUAAUAUAAACUCUCCAUAUAGUCUAUAAACUAAAAUAUUAUGGAUUUGUAAAUUCAUGAUCAUGAUAUUUCUGUUCUGUUGACAUCAAGCAUAUAGAUUUUUGAUAGAAAAAGUUUCGGAUAUAGAGGAGAAAUUCAAAGCCCACAAGGAUUCAAAAUUAUUAAUUAUAGCUACAUUCCUUCAUUGAAUCAAUUAGUUUUCUCAUUAGAAUCCAUAAUUUUAGGUCAAAUAUUUACUGCCAACCUAGAUAGCCUAACGAUUUUAAUGAAAUUUACAAGUAGUUAUUCUUAGAAUCAACCAUCUAAAGCUGUAGCUUAUUAAUAUGAUAAAGAUUAAAAUCUAUUUAUAUUAUUAGAUGAAGUAGUUGAGUAUGAUAAUAAGUCUUAAUUCAAGGUUCUUGGAUUUGACUUAGAUUUUCAAAAUAAUAACUUAUUCGUUUAUACUCAAACUUAAAUUUUUCAGACAUGCUUUGGAGAUUUGAAUAAGCCUGUUAUAAAAUUUCGAACAGAUAAAAAGAAGUUUUUUUCUUAAGUUAAUUAAUAAUAAUAAUCUCAAAUUAAUAUUAUUGAUAACACUUUUAUGAUAGCAGGUGAUCAAGGUUUAUUAUAUAAAUAUUAGAAUAGUGCUUUCGAAUAUUAUUCUUAAUUUAAUGAGGAAAUUUAACAAUUGAUAUAUGAUUAAACCAGUCAAUUAUUAAUAAUAGCUCUUUCAUAAUCAUUUGUUAUUUAUUCAAAUUUCAAUAAAAUUUCUCUUGAUAUUCCAAAUACCCAGCAAAAUAAUUAUGAUACCAUUUAGUUAAACAGCCCUUUCUUAUCUUUUAUUUGCAAUAAUAUUUACAUAACUAAAGAUAUGUAAAUCUAUCACUAUGAUUUUGUUAAUAAAUAAAUUAUUCAUAACAUAUCUCUAGAUAACCCUAAUUUAUAUAUUCGAAAAUAAAUUUGCUCAAUUCAAUCUAAUUAUGUUUUCCUUGGUUUAAGUAAUGGCGAUGUAAUCAUUUAUAAUAGAUAAACAUAAUAUUAGCUGAAAAUUACUUUGGUCCAAUAAUAGCAAGGAUAAAUUUAUAAGAAUUUAUAAAUCGGAGAACUAAUUGAAACCUCAACAGAUUUAUGGGUUUGUUAUCCUAGUGGUUAUGGAAUUUUUAGGAUAAAGAUCUCAGACUUAAGUUAUUCUCAAACAUUAAAAUUUAGUAAUCUAAAAACUUUCUAGUAAUUCAAAAAUCUUUAUGUAAUGAUCUUUGAAGUUGAUCAAAAUAAAAAUAGAUUAUUCUUAAGUUUUGUAGGUGAAAGCUUACUAAGAGUAUUAGAUUUUUAAGGUAAUAUCAUUUAGUAUAUAUCUCUACCUGGUUUGAUGUAUAAUAAAUUGAAGAUAACCCAAUAUCAUCUAUUAGCUUACACAACUUUUCAUAUUAUGAUUUAUGAUAGAAAUUCUUUAGUGUAUAUCUCAAGAAUUAGAAGAAAUAAUUUUUAUGACUUUAUCGUUAAUAUUGAGGAAGUUGCUGGUUAAUAUUUACUAUUAUUAACUGAAACUAAAUAUGAGAUGUUUUAUAUUAACUAAAUGGCUUUUGAAGCUAAUUUAAUGGAUCAGAUUUAGAUUUAAAGUGCAAUAUUUAUGAGUAUUUCCUAAAAUAAUUAGUAAUAACCACUUAAUUCAUAAAGCUAUGAUUAAAUUAUGCAAGUUUUAAUGCUUUCAUAAAGUUAAGUGUAUGAAUAGAGAUAUAAUUUAAAAUUUGAAGGUAAUCUAAAAAUGGAUAAAGUUUGUACUAUAAAUAUAUCUGUUGAAUCUUUAUAAGAUAUUACCAAAAUUACUAAUGAUAUAUAAUUAGUAAAGUAUUCGGAUACUUACUAAAGAAGUAUGAUACCUUAAAAAGAUUCAAGUUUUAAUAAUAAAUGGGAUAUCUCAUUAAAAAAUACAGAUAUAAGAAAUAUUAAUUUUAAUGGUACUCUCAACAGUAUUAUUUAAGUGUAAUCUGUAUAGAUGGAGACAUGUUCAUAAAACUAAAUAUGCUAAUCUCUUCAAAUAUAUUAAGACUCAUUUUUAACUUUUACAAAGUAAAUUGUUUAAAUAAGAGAUUUCAACUUAGAUUUUUAGUAUUUCUAGGGCAAUAUUUAAUUUUUUAGAAAAUCAGAUAAAGUGAUAUUUGAUAACAUUUAGAUUUAAUACUAAAAUUUAACUUGUAUCUCAUUUUAAUUUUACAAUAUGACAUAAGUUGUUUUAAAUAAAAUUAAAAUAAUUAAUAAUUUAAGAGUACCUUCUAAUUAAAUUGGUAUUAAAAAUGAAGAUGCAUUAUUCUAUUUUGAAAAUACUUAAGAAGUUUAUUUAUACAGCUUAGUUAUUGAUAAUUAAAGUUUAUAGAAUAUUAGCUUUUAUGGUUUAAUUGGAGCUAAAAACGUAUCCUCUAUGACUAUUUUUAAUUUAGUAAUAAAAAAUUCUUAAAUUUCUGUCUUAACUAAUAUUAUAGAUGUUGGAAACCUAACUAUUAAUAAUCUUCAAAUAAUAAAUUGCUAAUCAAUAGAUUCUAAUUAGGGUAUAUAUUUAUUAAAUAUUAUAGGAGCCUUGAAUAGCAAUCUCUCAGAUAUUAUUAUUUAAAAUAACAUUAAUCUACUUUUUAUUUUUACCACUAAUGCCAUUUAAGAAAAUAAUGUUUAAAAGAAUCUUGAAAAUGAUUAGAUAAUGGCAAAGAAUAUACAAAUAGUUAAUAAUUAAAUUAAAUACUCUGAUAGAGAAUCUCUAAUAUCAAUUAAAAAUAAUUACUCUUUCUUUCUAAAUAUCAUAUACUAAUUUAAUUAAGGAAACAUAGCAUUAAGCGAAUCGUUUUAAUUAAAAAUUCAAGAUAGCUUCUUUUAAUAAAACAAAUGCUUAAAUGGAGGAGCUUUAUCAAUUUAUUCUAGUUAAGGAACAAUUUAAUUACAAAAUACAACAUUUUUUUAGAACCAAGCCUUAGCCAGUGGUGGAGCUAUUUACAUAGAAAAUACUAAUGCAAAAAUUUUUAUGGAUGAUAAGGUAUAGAUAUUACAUAACUAGGCUCUUAUUGGUGGUGGAUUAAGACUAUUCAAUAAGCAGUCAAAUUAUCCUUAAUAAUUGAGCCAAUUUUAUAAAAAUUAAAUAUUUAAUAAUAGUGCUGAAUUAUACGGUAAAAAUUUUGCAUCCUUCAUUUAAAGCGCAACUAUUGGAGUUGUUUACAACUAAACAACAGAUAAAAUAAAUGGUAAUAAUAAUGAUAAUAGCUAAUCUCAAAUAUAAUAUAACAUCAUUUUACCUGAAAAAAUGGAAAUUGCUGAUCAAAAAAAAUAUUAAAAAAUUCUCUAGAUAUUUAAAUUUUAGAGUGGAGGUGAGGUCAGCCUUUUCGUAAAGUUAAUUGAUUCAGAAGGAACAUACUUAAAUUUUUAGCUUUUAAAGUUUUAGCAGAAGUCUUAUCCUGCAUCAAUUAUAGAGGAAUUGAAUAUUAUUUAAUUUAAAAUUUAACCGAUUACUCUAGAUUAAAAUGUAGUUAUAAGCGGACAUAAUAUCAUAACAAGUUAGAAUUUUGAUGAGAAAAAUAAUUAAUUUUUAUUUAAUUAAAUUAAAAUAUCAAGCAUGCCAAACUAAACAACAUAUUUAACAAUCAAUCUUAAUACUCUUUAAAGUACAGCUAUGCUUCCAAUUUAGUUAUAGAUUUAUAUGAGAGUCUGUUUGAUUGGAGAAGUGGUUUAAGUAAUCGGAAAUAAUAUUUAUAGCUGCUAUUCAUGUCCUUCUGGGUAAUUCUCACUGACUGAUCCUACAUAAGACCAGUUUUGGCAUUAUAACAUAUCAAAAUAGAAUAUAAAUUAAUAAACUAAUAGAUAUUUAAAUAAAACAGAGUGCUAAAAAUGCCCAGACUCUACUUAUAUAUGCUAAAAUAAUACAAUUAUCCUAAAAUAAGGAUACUGGAGAAGUAAUUAAAAUUCUUCUGAAAUAAUUUAAUGCUCCUCUAUUUUUAAUGCUUGUAAUGAUGAGGAUAAAACUAGCAAAUAUGGUUGCCUUAGAGGAUAUAUAGGACCAGUUUGUAGGUCUUGUGAUAUAAAUGGAUAGGUUUGGGAUGGAGAAUAAUAUUCAUAGUCAUACUAUAAUUAAAUGAAAUGCAAUUUAUGUAGCACAAUAAAGUUUAACAUAGUAGUGAUCUCAAUGGCUAUCUCAUUGCUUAUAUUAUAUUUCUUUAUAAGUACUAGUAUUUUUAUUGAUUCCUUUACUCAUUCAUCUACUUGCUUAUAUUUAAGAAAGGUAGGUAUGAUUCCUAUUUCAAGAAACUAGAUUAAAGAUUAAUCAAGCUUCUACUUAAAAAUUCUGAACUUUUACCUAAUUUCAUGA
Messenger RNA from Tetrahymena thermophila SB210, 6018 nucleotides. Its product is annotated as transmembrane protein, putative. The record is from RefSeq and is a predicted model, not a curated record. The transcript has 4 exons. Lineage: Eukaryota; Ciliophora; Oligohymenophorea; Hymenostomatida; Tetrahymenidae.